AUCAUGAAGAAGAUGCAACACAGACAUGUGGUGGGCAUCUCACAUAGUUUUGAAGACCAGCACUAUGUGUACAUCUUCAUGGAACUGUGUCAUAGGCAGGCAUGCAAAGAAGCUGAAAUUUUAAAGAAGAUGCAACACAAACAUGUGGUGGGCAUCUCACACAGUUUUGAGGAUGCGAGAAACAUGUAUAUCUUUAUGGAACUAUGUCGUAAGGAGACAUUAAUGAGCAUCAAAAAUGCUCGUGGGACUCUGACCACCCCCGAAGUCCGUUAUUAUAUGCGGCAGCUGAUUUUGGGGUUGAAGUACAUCCACGAACAAGGUUAUGUCCACAGAGACAUCAAAUUAGCGAAUUUGCUAAUAAAUGAGAACAUGGAAAUAAAAAUCGGAGAUUUUGGAUUGGCAACCAAGCAGGACCCAAGGGAUAUACAACUCUGUGGGACAUUCCAUUAUAUUGCUCCAGAAGUGUGGAUAGGGGAGGGGCACGGACCAGAGUCUGAUGUUUGGGCAAUGGGCUGUGUCAUGUACCAGCUUCUGGUUGGGAAAUUGCCAUUUGAUGGCAGUGAUAUAAGAGAAAUAAUUGUUUCCAUCUUGGGAAGGAACUUCACUGUGCCAAGGAAAGUCCCAAAAUCAGCCAGGAGACUCCUUAAAAAAAUCCUUCAAGAGAAUCCACAGGAUCGACCAACUCUGGAUCAGAUUCUCCAGGAUAAAUUCUUCACUGAGGGCUUCACCCCUGAGGAACUUCCUGACAGUAGUUGUUAUUCAGUGCCACAGCUGGAAGAAAUACAACAUAUUCAACCAGUAAGCCGUGUCAGGAGGUUCUUCAGGAGGUUGACCCAGUGCUUCAUUUGGAGGAACCGAUCCAGAGUUGAGUCUUCAUAUGUGGAGCACAGCAGGGUUCAGGUUGCCCAGCCUGCGGAGACACCCAGCAUCAGACAGGUGGAACGCAGGCCGCUGAUCAUACCGCUAAAGGAAGAGCCAGCAAAGUCUCCCUGUUAAAGAAAAGAUAUACCAUACACUGGGUCAACAACAAGGGGCAGCAUGGUGGUGCAGUGGUUAGCACUGUUGCCUCACACCUCUGGGACUCAGGUUCAAGUCUCCGCCUGGGUCACAUGUGUGCGGAGUUUGCAUGUUCUACCCAUGUCGUUGUGGGGUUUUCUCCGGGUACUCCGGUUUCCCCCCACAGUCCAAAGACAUGCUGAGGCUAAUUGGACUUGCUAAAUUGCCCAUAGGUGUGAGUGUGCCCUGUGAUGGGCUGCCCCCCCCCCAUCCUGGGUUGUUCCCUGCCUUCUGCCCAGUAGGAUUACCAACUCUUUUUGGCCAGCCUGACCAGAUGAAACUGAUGACCGUUUGGAGAUCUGCAUCAUUACGCGUGGCCUCUCUAAUGUCGUCUAUUCUAUGAACUGACAUUGGCCUACUCGUCACCACAGCCUCCACAAAGACCUCAACAUCCUCCUCUGUGUUGGACAUUGUCUCAUCUCUCAGUGGGUUUCUGCUCAGUGUGUCAGCCACGGUUAGUUGCUUGCCUGGCAGAUGCACGGCCUUCACAUUGAAACGCAUGAGGCACAUCAACAGACGCUGGCACCUAAGUGGUGCUUUGUGUACACUGUAAAAAAUGACAUUUUUUUCAGAAUUUUAGACUAUUUUUGUUAAGAAGUAAAAUCGGUAUACUCAAAUUGCAGUAUAUGUUUGCUAUCUUAUGUUGUGAUAACUAUGAGGUAGUGUAUUUGUUGCCACUGAGGGGCGCUGGUGCCACUAUCAGUGAGAUUUUUUUUAUUAUUACU
Messenger RNA from Brienomyrus brachyistius, 1781 nucleotides. RefSeq names its product serine/threonine-protein kinase PLK3-like. Gene Ontology annotation, cellular component: cytoplasm; spindle pole; nucleus. The coding region runs from base 4 to 996 and encodes 330 amino acids. Lineage: Eukaryota; Metazoa; Chordata; Actinopteri; Osteoglossiformes; Mormyridae. Gene Ontology annotation, molecular function: protein serine/threonine kinase activity; ATP binding. Gene Ontology annotation, biological process: regulation of cytokinesis; mitotic cell cycle; protein phosphorylation. The transcript has 8 exons. The record is from RefSeq and is a predicted model, not a curated record.